AUGCCUUCACUAUCCUCUGUUGUCUUCACCCUCCUACAAGGCCUACGCGUUGCCGUUCAGGCCCAAACAACAAUCAUAUCCACCGGAAACCCCAUCAUCGCCGACGGAACCUACUACACAGCAGACCCAGCCCCCUUGGUCGUAAACAACACAGUCUACAUCCUCACCGGCCGAGACACCGCCCCCGCAAGCCAAAAUGCAUUCAUCAUGAACGAGUGGGAGAUGCUCAGUAGCACAAACCCGCGUCCCUCUGGAGCCCAGUGGCAGCUGCGCACCAACAUUGCUCGCCCGGAAUCGGUCUUCAAGUGGGCUGCGUCCGGGACUGCAUACGCUUCUCAAAUCGUGCAGGGCCCGGACAAGAGAUUCUACCUCUACGCUCCCGUCACCCAGGCCUCGACUUCGAAUUCCGAUCGGUUCGCUAUUGGGGUAGCCGUCUCGAGUAGCCCCUGGGGUCCUUUCGUCGACGCUCACCCUAGUGGGCCCAUUGUCUCGCAGUCUGUCCCGUCGCCGGGGAACACCAUCCAGAAUAUCGACCCGACGGUUCUCCUUGAUGAUACCGGGAGAGUCUACCUCUACUGGGGUACAUUCGGUCAGCUUCGCGGCAUCGAGCUCUCUACGGAUAUGGUCAGCACCAUCGGACAAGUCACGGCAGUCAACAGCCUAACUGGCUUCUUCGAAGCACCGUGGCUCCUCAAACGAAAGGGAACGUAUUACAUGCUCUACGCUGCGAAUAAAGCCGGAACAGAUUCACCAUGCACACCGACAUUCUACCACGCCUGCAUCGCCUACGGAACCGCCUUCUCGCCCCUGGGCCCAUGGACCUUCAGGGGUGUAAUGCUAGACAUUGUCUCCUCAACUACUUCACAUCCAGGUGCCUUUCAGUUGAACAGCCAGUGGUAUCUGGUUUACCACACCCGAUACGCCACGGGAGGAGGCCACUUCCGCCGCAGUGUAGCCCUGGACUCCAUGAUCUGGGACGAUGCCCAGUCGCCCCCGCGUAUCAACAAAGUCAUCCAAACCCGUCGCGCGCAACCCGCCGCUCCGGCAACCCGCAACAUUGCGACCAAAGCUACAGCAAGCUCAGUCAACCGUACGCCGAUACAGUACUGGAUCAAAUCCAUCAACGACGCUUGGAUCCCCGGGAACCCCCUCCCACCAGACUACUGGUGCUCCUACGACGGCGCUGCCUCGCCGCAGACGAACACGCUUGCCUUGACGUGGUCCUCGGCGGUGACGCUUAACGGAGCGAGGAUGGUGCUUUUCGCUGAUCAGCCUGCUGGGUCCAAUAUCGGGGUGCCGCCUCCUGCGAGCUGGCGGAUCGAGUAUCUGAAUGGGAGCGGUGCAUGGGUUGCGGUUACGGCGACGUCUGCGUAUCCUACUGCCGUUACGGAUAAUCCUACUAUUGUCAGCUUUAACCAGGUUUCGACGAAGAGUAUUCGUGCGGUUUUGGUGGCUUCUGGCGGGAAUGGGCAGUAUGGUGGUGUUGGUGUUAAGGAGUUUGAGGCUUUGGCUCCUUCUGCGCAGUAA
Colletotrichum phormii is the source of this 1527-nucleotide messenger RNA. Its product is annotated as glycosyl hydrolase family 43 protein. The transcript has a single exon. The record is from RefSeq and is a predicted model, not a curated record. Lineage: Eukaryota; Fungi; Ascomycota; Sordariomycetes; Glomerellales; Glomerellaceae. The coding region runs from base 1 to 1527 and encodes 508 amino acids. Gene Ontology annotation, biological process: carbohydrate metabolic process. Gene Ontology annotation, molecular function: hydrolase activity, hydrolyzing O-glycosyl compounds.